UGCACGUGAAUAUACAACUUUAUUUUACUUGUUUUAUUAUUAUUAUUAUUAAAUAUACGUAUUUUUAGUAAAAUAUUAUAAAACGAUUCAACAAUGGCAGAUUUAUUUGGAAAUAACAACGAUAAUUUUGACUUAUCCGGGUCUGGGAAUUUGGAUAAACUUAAAGCCGAAGAAAUACAGAAAGUUAUAAUGGUGGAACAGCAAAAAGCCCAAUUAAAUGCUCAAGUAAAAUAAUAUUGCUUGAAAAACUUUAAUUACUCUUCCAACUAUUUCGUUACAUUUUCAGAUACAAGAAAUCAGUGAAAUAUGUUGGGAAAAGUGUGUAGAUAAACCUUCAUCCAAACUCGGAGGAAAAACUGAAGUAUGCCUUACAAAUUGCGUUAAAAGAUUUUUUGAUACUUCGGUCGUCAUCGCGCACAGAUUCAAUCAAAUGCUCCAAAAAUCCAGCUCUGGUCAACUAUAACUACAUUUUGGUUUUUAAGUAUUUAUGUUAUUUUAGUAGUCAUAUUUGAGCUAGACUGCAGCAAACGCGGUAUAAUGUUAUUAAGGAGUAAAGGCAUUUUCAAUAUAAUAAAAAUAUGUUAAAUAACUAGUCUGUACUCCGUGUUCAUUUACCUACCUAGCUUGAUACAGUCAAUUUAUUUUACUAUUAAUGUUCAAUAAUAUUCUUAUUAUAAAAUACAACAUUGUAUUAUUGUUUUUUAAUCAGACUGUUUUAAAUCCAAAUACCCAUUUACUAAAUUAUUCAAUAUUAUUAGUGUUGUUACGGCGCCCCAUAGCAGUGUUAACAUUAGAUAUAUCGAACAAUAUAUUUUUUUUUUUAUAGAAUAAACAAAUCAAAUCAUUGGUAGUAUACUAGUAGGUAAUUGUGGUUCUAAUAUUGUAUAAAGUUAUAUCCAUUGUUAUGAUAUUUUUUAUAGUAAUUCAUUUAUCAUAGAUAAACAAUAUAAUAAUAACAACAUUAUAUAAUAAUGAGCUUAAAGUUAAGCAGUUGUUGUUUUUUAAAUAUUGUAUAUAUUAUGAAACGGUACUGGUUUAUCGCCUCGCACAGCUGUCUAAAAAAUGUAUCACCCUGCCACUCGUGUUAAAAUUAUUUCAUGAAAGUUUAUAUGAGUUCAAGUUUGAAUAAUAUUUUUGAACUGCAAAAAUUGAAUAUCAGUAUUUUCAUUUAGUAUUUAUUUGAAUAAAUCUUAAGAAUUAAUUUUUAAAAAUCAAUAGAUAGAAGUGUACUUCAAAAUUGCAUUUAACCAUUAUCAGUUCCAAGUCAUUUUUAUCAAUAAAAUUGUAUGAUAAAACUAAAUUGUGUACCUGUAUAGUACCGUUUUUUUCCUGUACUUCAUGAGUAAAUAAUAGCUUAUUUGAUUUUAUAUUCCAUUCUAUUACUAUUAUAAAUCAAUAAUACGGGCGGGGUUAUAACAAACGUUAGUAGCGAGGCAAUACAUUUUUUAGACUGCCACACAGAGCAUUAACAAACCAGUACAUAUAUAACUUCUGAAGU
Molecule: messenger RNA, 1498 nt
Organism: Cinara cedri
Lineage: Eukaryota; Metazoa; Arthropoda; Insecta; Hemiptera; Aphididae
Source: the annotation of a GenBank genome assembly